GUAAACAGGGUGAGCGAGCUGUCCAAUCAUCGUUUACUUUAUAAAGCUACAUGGUUAACACAAUACUCUGCGUUCAAAAAUUCACAGCAAAGAUAAAACACGUUCUGCUUUCGUAGGCUUUGAAAUUCGUAGUCGAGAAAUGUAUGUAGCUAUGCUUAGCAGAUAAAGAAGUAUUUACACCGUGUUUGUAAGUAUGAGUUCCGCAAGUACAACAGCUUCUGCUGGUGUUUCAACAACUGUAAGCAGUGUUUCUGUCGAUGCCCUAUCGCCUGAAAAUAUACUGAAAAUAAAUAAAGCAGAUGGGCCGAAAGUGUUGGUGCAACCUGUCAACCCUCCGAUGCCAGUAAUCUCUCCCGAAGCAUUAGGCAUCGCAGGUCCUCCUCCUCGUGUUGCCAGUGUUCAGAAGGAUUUGAUACCCAAUCAGAACCUGGCAGCUCUAAGCUAUUUCCCAUCGGCAGUAGCCAAUGUCAAAGGUCAAGAGAAAACUAUUAUCGCUGGUUCUUGUAGUAUUGCUGCAAGUAGUAGCACACCUGUCAUAAGUUUACCGGUUCAAGUGGCAGCCAGUGUUAAACAUUACCCCAUUAGUACAUCAGUACCUAGUAGUGUUGCCGUGCCAUUCGUCAGCCAAGUACCACUUGCAAGCCAUGACGUAGCUAAAGCAGGUAGAGCGCCACCUAUAAGCCAUCCACAACAGCCAAGCAAGCCUCAAGAAUCGAAAGCCAGCAUUGGAAGCUUCCCAUUAAGAGCCACCCAACCAGUUCAGACAAUUGCCUCCACCACUUCACUGCAGACUAGUGCCAUUACCACCCUGCCAAAGACAACAAUCGCUCAUGUGCCAAUAAGAAGCUCUACAGCACCCCAAAGCACUCUCCAGAACAUUCAAGAUAUCCACAGGCUACCACCACAUGUUUACACACAUACGUUGAAAGCAUCAACUACCCCUCCCCCAGUGACAAUCGAAAGCCGAAGUGAAUCUAAGCUGACUCAAAAAUUACAUGGUAAAAGCGACCAAAAAUUAGAAAGUUUCACAGAAAGCAAAGUUACCGGUAAAGGAGACGCCACUAAGUUGGAUCCUAAAUUGAAUUGGCCGGUCUCCACAACCAAGACUUACGCACCAAAGCAGAAUAUGUUUGGAGUGCCGCGUAGUAUUGUCACUUCUACUGCUAUUCCAAUAACGUAUAUAAAUAAGCCAGUUCCAGCAAGAACCAACGCUACUACUCCAAUUGUAAAACCAGUUGUUGGACAACCAGUUACUUGUGCAGUUCCAAGUACAACAACAUCAGUACCAAUUCCAAUUGGUGUUGCUUCUAAAAUACUUCAGCAGACACCGGCACCACGACCCCAUGCAAGCUUUCCGGACAGUCAGGCUAUAUUCUUAGCCAGUCAUCGGCAGCCAGUCAGCAGCGUGACCACAGCAGUACCUGGCCACCCAAGCGUCACAAUACCACAUAACGUACAUCAGUAUUCUCCUUACUACUUCUAUAGGGGUGAUGGUACAUUUCCUAGGUACCAGUUCCAGGCGCCAUAUGUUGGACAUAAUAGUUUCACACCCAUUACAAAUGCAGCUGUAAGGCAGCAGUUGAAUGUCAACCCGCAGGUAUCGUUGCAAGCUCCGUCAAGUGCCGGAGCUGCAGCCACAGUUGCGGCAGUUGCACGUGCAGCUACAGUUGCAGGCGGCCCAGUCAGGCUGAAUCCAAUGGUUGCAGACUUGAGGACAACCGGUACUCCUUAUACAAUACCUUCUUUAGGUUCAGCUGAUGGUGAACCGAUACCAGGAACCAUAUACGCUGCUAAUGCAUCUGCAACGACGAAUCAGUCCGUUACCACCCCUGGAUCCUCACCUAGGCCUAGUAUCCUGAGGAAACGGCACAAUGAUGGAACUCCUGCUUCAUUGCGUAAACCAUUGUUCCAGACGACAGGAGGAAGUGGUCCUGCUAGUCCAAGUUCAAAGAUUGAUCAAAGGCAAACUGCCUCUCCAAAGCAAAGUGAAUCGUUGUCAAGUAGUCAGCAAUCAACAGAGAGCAAUGUAUCAGAAUCAAAUUCUGCUCAGUCUGUGUUGAUUAAGAUUAAACAAGAGAAGAAAGAUGACUCAAUAUCGAUGCUAUCAGGUCUACCAGAUUCCCUACAUCUGCCAGAAAAAAACGAGGAGCCAUCACCAAGGAAACGGCAACGUAAACAACAACACAAAGUUGCUUCACAGCAAAUGUUAGAUGACAAGUCCACAGAUGAAGAAACGGAAACAAAGAAAGAUUCAACACCAUCGAAAAAGGAGAAACUAGAAAAAAAACAGCGAAAAAUGAAGUUAGUUCAGUAUAUCAAACGGUCGUCAUUGAAACUUCUGGAUAGCUACCACCAAACAUGGAAGCCAGCUCACAAUCAUUUCCAACGGUAUUCGGAUGUCAAGGCAAAAGAUGAAAAGAAAGCAGGAAUUCAUGAGAUAGCCAAUCAGAGAGGAAUCCUUAAAAAGGCUGAUGGAUGGAAAAUCAAACAUGUUGGUCUACAGCUCACAGACAUGAUUGGUCAGGAACAAGAGGUGUAUGAGCAAAUGCAGGCAAUCAAGGAAGGCAUGAGCAGUCAACUUGGCGACGGUAUCAUCAAGACAGAAACCAAUCGCAUUUAUGAGCUAAUCCAGGGCAAUAUCCAGAGAAGUCAGUAUGUCUUGGAACACAUUGAAGAAACAAAGAGUAUUAUGGGAAGACUACUAGAUCACAAACCAAAGGUUGUCAGUAUCAUCAAGAAACAUGCCAAUAAAAGACAUGCGAAGAAGAAGCAUGCUUCGUAGCACCAUCAGCGUGAUGCUUUAUCUGAAAACAUCGACACAACACCUGCUAUGAAGUCUGCUACUUGGCACCAUUAGCAUUGCUGCUUUAAGAAGCAAACAAAACCCGCUAAGACGUUAGCAUGCUACAUAGCACACCAUCAGCCUGCUACCUCAGCAAGAAACAUGCCUAAAAGACUUGGUAAGAAGUAGCAAUGGCACAUAAUGUCCAUAUGUUACUGCAGCAAGAAAUGUGCAAACAAGACUGACACAGCAAUGUUUGCGUGCUACUUCAGCAAGAAACACGCAAGCCAGUCCUGGUAAAAAAUAGCAUGGUACAAUGCAGCAUCGGCCUGCUACUUCAGCAAGAAAACUCAAAAAUCUGACUUGCUAAAAAGUAGCAUGUUACAGUGCAGUACCAGCUUGCUACUUCAGCAGGAAACAUGCCUACAAAACUUAAGCAGUAGCAAUGCCACAUAUCUUCUACUUCAGCAAGAAACACAAAAAUCAAACUUGCUGAAAAAGUAGCAUGCCACAUAGCAACAUCAGCCUGCUAUUCCAUGAUCAUGAAGGAAGGAAGGAAGCUGAUAUAAAAUCAUAUUCUGAAGAAUAAUUAAAUAUCAAAAAUUGAGUUAUGUAUGUAUAAUGCGAGGAGUGUGUAAAUAGUUUGAGUUGAAACCUGCUUUCCAUAAAUCGCUACUCUCGCUACAGUGUUUUUACUGCAAUUAUUACGCUGCAAAGGCCCCUUGACUGGGCAAUCAGCAUCGAUGAAAGCUUUUUAUGGAAACUGGAUGGACAUCUUUUAUAUAAUUUGCGUGCUUGGAAUACUAUGUAGUGUACUAUAUCAGCUGAUUGUGUACAGGGAGUAAAAACGUGGUAUGAUAUUUAUUAUAGAAAUAGUGACAUAUAAGUACCACUUACUGUUAAUUGACAUUAUUUUCAACUUGGUAUCUUGUCUCUAUUUUCUAAAAAGAUAAUGUUAUGUUGACAUGACAGUGAGUGUAAAGAAAUUCACAUUCAGAGAGUUAAUUGAUUUCGUCAAUCAGGUAUUAUUUAACCUCAUAUUUGGCAUUAAAUUUACAUAUUGUUUCUCUUAUCAGUUUUGUGAAUUCGGCGAGUCGUACAAUGUGAUAAACAUUUGUAUUGAAUCGUUGACACAUAAAAAUUGAGGGUAGCUGUUAUAUCUGUAUAUUUUGCAUCAACAGCAUCCUGACAUUCUGUAAUGUAGACAGAUUAUGAAAUGUAUUUUUGUUUGGUUAAUUAAAGUUGCUGCAACUGCCAUAAAAAGGUGAAAAAUUACCAAUACUGUAUAAAUAUAUUAGCACAAUUAGUGUUUGGAAAAAUAUAUUUAACACAUUAAUUAUGAAUAUUUUAUAGAAAAAAAAACAUUUCUAUUAAUAGUAAACCAUGUGAUGUACAAAACAUUUUUCUAUUUGUGGAAAAGCAAUUGCUUGUUAAUGUUUAUUUUUCUUUGUUUAUUCUUUUGUAGUUGUAUCAAUACUGCCCUCAAACUCUUGGCAGUAACAAUGCUAAAUACCGUGUACUUUAAGUGAUGUAUAAGAGUGUAUAGUUUUCAAUAAAACUGAUAAACUGUA
Messenger RNA from Anneissia japonica, 4353 nucleotides. RefSeq names its product histone deacetylase complex subunit SAP130-like. The transcript has 18 exons. Lineage: Eukaryota; Metazoa; Echinodermata; Crinoidea; Comatulida; Comatulidae. Bases 194 to 2782 code for a protein of 862 amino acids. Gene Ontology annotation, cellular component: Sin3-type complex. The record is from RefSeq and is a predicted model, not a curated record. Gene Ontology annotation, biological process: negative regulation of transcription by RNA polymerase II.